CUUUCGUGGCCGAGGAACGCGUAGUCUUGUUGCGAAGUUGUGCAGCGCUAUAAAAGUAGUUGUGUCCCAGCACCGUGUUUGUUUCAGUUUACCGUGAGUGUUAUCCCCAGGCCGUUAGUCCGUAAAUUUUUGUGAAACCCAUUGAAAUUGGAAGUUAAAAGAUGAGUCUCGUCUGGACUUUGAUCGCGACCUUCCUUUAUGCCGAAAUCGGCGUAGUUUUGUUGCUCGUUUUGCCCAUCACGAUAGCAACGAUUGCGCAUGCAUAUUUCUUGCUUUUGGUCGGCAUCUGGAUUCUAUUUCUGUCGUUAGUGAUCCGCCGGUUGGUGACCUUGAUUUCCACCCAAGCGACGCUUCUCGCCCAGGCAGAGGUCUCCAUGAAGCAAGCCCAGAGUGCCACCACCGCUGCUCGCAGUCUCUUCGAACAGAAAGCAAAGUCGAGUGACGCAGAAGAGGUCAAAUAG
Molecule: messenger RNA, 461 nt
Organism: Hermetia illucens (black soldier fly)
Lineage: Eukaryota; Metazoa; Arthropoda; Insecta; Diptera; Stratiomyidae
Product: B-cell receptor-associated protein 31-like
Exons: 3
Coding region: 162-461 (99 amino acids)
Biological process (GO): intracellular protein transport; endoplasmic reticulum to Golgi vesicle-mediated transport
Cellular component (GO): endoplasmic reticulum; endoplasmic reticulum membrane
Source: RefSeq, a predicted model, not a curated record